AUGUGGAGUGAGCACAAGCUCAUUUUGACAAUUGCUACCCCUCUUCUUUGUGCUUUACUUCUAUUUACAUUCAUCGGGAUCCUCAUCAUGUAUAAAUGCAGAAAGAUGAAUCCAAUGACAGUAGAUGAUGAUUUGCUCACCAUACUCGAUGGAAAACUCAGGUAUAAAGACAUCUUAGAGGCCACAAAUGGAUUUGAUCCAGCUUUUUGUAUUGGAAAGGGAGGGUGUGGAAAGGUUUACAAGGCACAACUUUCAUUAGAAAAAAUAAUAGAAGGGAAAAGACUUCAUUCCUCAUUUGAAAUGCUUACAGUAGCAAUCAAAAGACUUCAUUUAUCAUCUGAAACGGCAAACUUUGAAGCUUUCCUGAGUGAAAUAAGAGCAUUGACAGAAAUCAGGCAUCGGAACAUUGUGAAACUUUAUGGCUUCUGCUCAAAUGAUCAAAACUCACUUUUGGUCUAUGAAUACCUUGAUAGAGGUAGUUUGGCAAAAACCCUAAGCAUCGAUGAAGAAGCUAAGAAAUUGGAUUGGCCUAAAAGGGUUAAUAUCUUGAAGGGCGUAGCUCAUGCUUUAUCUUACAUACAUCAUAGUUGUUCUCCUCCAAUUGUUCAUCGAGACAUAUCCAGCAACAACAUUUUGCUUGAUUCACAGUACGAGGCUCAUGUUUCAGAUUUUGGUACUGCUAAGUUUCUAAAAUGCGAUUCAUCGAAUUUCAGCUCUCUUGCAGGCACAUAUGGUUAUUUCGCUCCUGAACUUGCAUACACAAUGAAGGUUACUGAAAAGUGCGAUGUGUAUAGCUUUGGAGUGUUAGCAUUGGAAGUGAUCAAAGGAAAGCAUCCUAGUGAAUACAUUCAAUACUUAACAACUCUAUCAAAUGGAGAUUUACGGAUGGAAGAUCUGUUGGAUCCGCGCAUUCUUUAUCCCACUCGAGAAGAAGAAGUUAUUUUGAUGUCCGUUGUUAAACUUGCAAUUGAAUGCCUGCACUCCAAUCCACAACAUCGGCCAACUAUGUACAAUGUUUCUGAUAUGCUAGUGCACCGACCACCUUCAAAUGAGUGA
This is a messenger RNA of Olea europaea var. sylvestris, 1056 nucleotides long. Its product is annotated as MDIS1-interacting receptor like kinase 2-like. Gene Ontology annotation, biological process: protein phosphorylation. Gene Ontology annotation, molecular function: protein kinase activity; ATP binding. The transcript has 2 exons. Bases 1 to 1056 code for a protein of 351 amino acids. The record is from RefSeq and is a predicted model, not a curated record. NCBI's taxonomy places the organism in Eukaryota, Viridiplantae, Streptophyta, Magnoliopsida, Lamiales, Oleaceae.